Orbilia oligospora ATCC 24927 is the source of this 1098-nucleotide messenger RNA. RefSeq lists its product as uncharacterized. The transcript has 4 exons. The record is from RefSeq and is a predicted model, not a curated record. Lineage: Eukaryota; Fungi; Ascomycota; Orbiliomycetes; Orbiliales; Orbiliaceae. The coding region runs from base 1 to 1098 and encodes 365 amino acids.
AUGGGAACCUUUACUGUCAGCCCUCGGUCAUCUAUCAGCUCGCGUUCGGGGCGGCUACCAAGACGGCGAAGUCGCGACCUAGAAGCUGCUAGGGGGUCUGACUCUGGCAACAAUGGCGGGCCCGAAAAGGGUGAUAUUGUACGGAGACCAACUCGGAGAUUGACGACACGGCAUAGCCUUACUGUCACACAGAAGAGGCGGCCAAUACCUGUCCAUGAUGUCCCUCUUGGUUACUCGAAACUUGCAGCCUUUAUUGAUUUAGAGGAUGACCUUGCUAUUUUCAGGCGGUUCAGCAGGCUACAUGCACGAUUGUUGCUAUAUCGGCAGGCAGACAUUGAGGAGAUAGAAGAAGAUUUGGCGGAGUUGGACAUGAUCGAGGAAGAGGAGGCUAGAAAUGCAAACACCCCGGACAAUGCAUUGAAUCGUUCGUGGAGGAGAGAGAAAGAUCUAGAUGAGUAUAGAGUGGAGUUGGUCAAGAAAUUGCGCAAAUCUAUGAAGGAAUACGAUGACGAGCUUUUCAGAUACAAACAGAAGCUUGCUCUGAAAGGUGCCACCGAUUGGCAAAUAGAGAAUGUCAAAACAUGGAUGGAUAACCACCAUCCGAACCCAUUGGUCCCCCGGGAGAGAAGGUUCCUUGAAGACAAAGGAGACAUAUGUGCUUUACAAGCUUCGAGCGAAGAUUCUGCAGUCCUUACAAAUGCUCUGCGUGGCUGGGCGCGUGACACCUUCGGCUGUAUGUGGCUGUUCAAAAAGAAAGGCAACCCUGCUAGCUACGGCGAUCCUUCGAUAACGUACUAUAGCACUGAUUGGAAGGAUGCGUUGAUGAGGGUAGCCUAUGCGGCUCUUGUCUCUGCAUUGUUGAUCGCGGGAGUCAUUGCACUAUUUUACGUGCAGUCAGAUGAAGGAAGGCUGGCUGUUUUGUGCGUUUCAACAUUAGUCUGCGGUGUCGUCAUGGCAUUGUUUACUACUGCGAGAAAAGGGGAAAUUAUGGGAGGCACAGCAGCAUACUGCGCUGUCAUGGUGGUUUUCGUUGGCUCGACACUGAAUGGUGAUGGAGCGGGCGGUGGCAGUAGUGGCUCAAUGGCGAAAGCCACAUGA